CGAGAGGUGGCGUGUGCCGGCGGUGUGGUGGUGUGGUGGUGAGCACUGGCCCAGGUCCGUGCGGUCUAGAGUGCCCCGGUGUGUGGUGUUGUUAGUGGGUGUGGUAUAGUGGGUGUGGUGUUGGUCGUGGUGUUGGUGGCGGUGGUAGUAGUGGUGUUGGUGGUAGAGGCGGUGGUGGUGGAGGCGUGGAGUACCACCCUCCUGCCCCUCCUCAGCCGCCUCCUCCUGCUGCCCAGCCCUCCACACGACGGCCUCACCACGGCUUCUGUCCUCUCUACAGUGCCAAGAGCCAGAGGGUCAGUGUGGUGCCACAGUCAUGGGAUGACCAGCGUCAUGGCAGCAACACAACGCUUCGGGCUGGCGCCAGGGGAAGCCCGGAGAGGGGCGGGGUGACGUGGUCCUUGUGAGGAGCCCCUGGGGCGUCCACGACCCCCAGGGGAGGAUCGCCCCCCGGCGACCCACGUGACACGCGCCCACGCCCCGCGCCCACGACCCAUCAUGAACAUCGCCAAGCUGCGGCACACGUUUAUGCGGUCUCGGACGCCCACGGGCGCCGAGAUGAAGCAGCAGAACAGCUUGGAAGUGCCGCCGCAGAUCCGCUCUGCCUCAUUCGACGAAAUGCAGCUCAAGCCGGGCCGCCGCGAGUCCUCGUCGUCGUCCUCUUCGCCGGCGGAGCGACAGUCGUUCCUGCUCCGCGUGCCCUACCUGGGCCCCAAGCGGUCCAAGAGCUUCGACUCGGGCUGCGGCGACGUCGACGACUCCUUCGCCUCCUCCCGCAAGAGGAGCUCGCGGCCCUCCUCGCUCGACAAGGCCAGCCAGCAGUGCGUGCACUGCGUGUACCUGGAGGAGCUGUCCCGGCGGUGCGACUGCGACGGCAGAAGAAUCCCGUAUAACAUGUCGCUGGACUUCGUCAGCAGCCUCGAUAGCUCGCGGGAGGAGGCGGAGGACGAGGACGAGGAGGACUGGGACGAGGACAGCUCGAGCGACGAGCUGCACGAAGUCAUCUGCGGGAUCAAGGUGACGCUGAGUCCGAACUCGCCGUCGUCGGCGUCGCCCACGCAGGAGGAGGUCUCGCUGCCGGCGUCCACGGCGUCCUCCCCGCGCAACAAGACGGCGUCGCCCAAGCUGGAGCGGCAGCCCGCCAUCUUCCACAUGAACACCAGCACAGAGCUCAGCUCGCAAGAAAACAGUUUCGACCUGAGCGACGGAGGCUACAGCCACCACGGCUCCUUCCUGUACCUGGGCUCCUCGAGCGAGUACGGCGACGGGGAGCAGGCGGCGGAGCACGCGCAGGAGCACGCCGGGGAGCAGGCGGGGGAGCUGGGCGCGCCGCACAGGGGCCGAGGGGCAGGGGCGGAGCAGCGGCACGGGGAGGAGGGCAGCGUGACGGACGUGUUCCUGGAGGUGCCGACGAGGCGGGACCGCGCCGCCUCCCUCGACAUCUCGUUCGCCAGCUUCCCGAAGCCCGAGGAGCUGCUCAAGUCCAACACGACGGGCCUCACGCGCUCCGUGUCCCUCGAGCCGCCCAAGUCCCUCCGCUCCAAGAGCAUCGACAUCGAAUUACCGACCGAGGAAGACGGUGACUACAAGGUGGUGGUGACCUCGCCCAAGGCGCAAAAGAAGGCGAUUAAUUCUGAGGUGGAGAUACAGUGUGAGAAUGGAGAGCGCCGCGUCCUCCGCUCCACCUGCGACUGGGCGGAAGGAGCCAUCAACGGGGACCAUCUGUGGUGCCCGACCUCCGCCUCCGGGGACCUCUGCUAUGUGGGCGACGACUACUGCUGCAAAACGGGACCUCGGAUGAAAUGCUCGGCCUGCAAGAUCAUCUCGCACACGGGAUGCAUAGCGGCCCUGGUGGAACGUGUUAAGUUCACGUGCAAACCGACGUUCCGCGAUGUGGGUCCCCGUCAGUACCGCGAGCAGACGGCGACGCACCACCACUGGGUUCAUCGCCGGACCCAGAAGGGGAAGUGCAAGCAGUGCGGCAAGGGGUUCCAGUCGAAACUGCUAUUUGGUUCGAAGGAGAUUGUGGCGAUCAGCUGUUCCUGGUGCAAGUCUGCCUACCAUAACAAGGAGAGCUGCUUCAACAUGAGUAAGAUUGAGGAAACGUGUUCUCUUGGACUCCACUCCAGCAUCAUCGUCCCGCCCUCGUGGAUCGUGAAGCUUCCCCGGCGCGGCUCCUUCAAGUCUUCGCUCCGCAAGUCCCCCAAGAAGAGGGCGUCCACCAAGAGGAAGGGGCGUGACAAGGAAGACGGCGAAGACAAGGAGGAGACCGACGAGGAAUUAUCCGAUGGCGCUGACGGCUGCACCACGGACGAGGAAAAUGAGAAGGAGAGUCGCCCGUUCGCCAUCAAGCCGAUCCCCAACGCCAACAUCCGGCCCGUGAUCGUCUUCAUCAACCCGAAGAGCGGCGGGAACCAGGGCGCCAAACUCAUGCAGAAGUUCCAGUGGCUCCUCAACCCGCGCCAAGUCUUCGAUCUCACGCAGGGAGGACCUCGCGCCGGACUCGAGAUGUUCCGGAAGGUGGCCAACCUGCGCGUGCUUGCCUGUGGUGGUGACGGCACAGUGGGCUGGGUGCUGUCCAUCCUCGACCAGCUGAACUUCCAGCCGCCGCCCGCCGUCGCCGUCCUGCCCCUGGGAACUGGCAACGACUUGGCCCGCUCGCUGGGAUGGGGCGGAGGGUACACGGACGAGCCUAUCAGCAAGAUCCUGUGCAACAUCAGCGACGGCGAGGUGGUCUACCUGGACCGCUGGCGAGUCAACGUCGAGAAGAACACGGAGUGCGAGCCCACCGAGGACGGCAAGGACAAGCUGCCACUCAACGUCGUCAAUAAUUACUUCUCCUUCGGCGUCGAUGCCCAUAUUGCCCUCGAGUUCCACGAGGCCAGAGCUCGCGCAAAAUUGGAAUUUACAUAUAGAUUUUAG
Messenger RNA from Penaeus indicus, 2922 nucleotides. It is a transcript of the gene rdgA, whose product is annotated as eye-specific diacylglycerol kinase-like. Bases 499 to 2922 code for a protein of 807 amino acids. Gene Ontology annotation, biological process: diacylglycerol metabolic process; lipid phosphorylation; intracellular signal transduction. The transcript is spliced from 12 exons. Gene Ontology annotation, molecular function: ATP-dependent diacylglycerol kinase activity. NCBI's taxonomy places the organism in Eukaryota, Metazoa, Arthropoda, Malacostraca, Decapoda, Penaeidae. The record is from RefSeq and is a predicted model, not a curated record.